UGACAUGUAACCGAUGAUGCGUGCCAUUUCACAUACUCGUACACUUCUGCUAAUCUGAAAAAGGGUGAGAUUCGCCUACACAGCCUUGUCGUCGGUCGAGCAAGCUACUCAAGCCGUGUAUAGGCGCUAAAGCUAUCGCACCCCAGCCUUAAGGCAAAAACCUGCUGUGUUUAAGCUGGACUGCUCGACAGCUUCGGCCUCUGUAAGGGUCAGACUGCUGAGUUUGUGAGAUCAGGUGACUGAUGGAGUCCACAGUGGCGCCAGAAGACAGAAGCCUCAUUGGAACCAGUAACCAACCAGGUCAGUGCACCCCCAUGCCUUCUCCACGUUUAGGGAAACUUAACGUAAUGGCUGGAAAUGGGACCAGUGUGGGAACAGUCAUGACCUUGGUGUGCCCUCUUAUGCAUCGUGCCACCAGUGGUGGCCGGAUUACCUGUGUACAGGAACUUAACAGCACAGAAUGGAGUGGGGGUAUCCCUCAGUGUCAAUUAUAUGAAGUCCAGGGCUUCCGCCUGGCUGUGCUUCUGUCCAUUGUCAGCACAGCCAUCAUACUGUUGAUGAGCAUACUAUUCAUCACUUCAUGUUUGCUGAAGCGUGUGAAGAAAGAGGAGAUGAAACAACUAGAAAGGGAAAGGAUGAGGGAAGCUGCCAGACUUUGGCAACACUUAAAUACAGAGGAACAGCAAGAAUCUUUCUACAAUUAUAAUGGCAGAAACAACAACAAUAACAACAACAGGAGACAGGAGCAACAUCCAAGGUGUCAUCAGAAAAACUACCCUGAUCCUCUAAACAUCCACCACUUGCAGCCUACCCUGGGACAAAUGCCCCCGUCACUGCCUUGUGUAUAACCAUAUACAUUAGUUUAAUUUAUUAAAUUUUUUAUUUAGCUUUGCCAUAGCAAUAUAUAUAUGUACAUACAUUUAUGGCUGGGAAACCACUACAGCUUGUGCCAAUUACAGUAGACCCAUUGUAUCUAAUCUGUAUGUCUUUGAAUAUUAGCUGUACCAUACAAUCACAUAGGUCACACUUUCCAGUUAUUCUUUGGGGUGGGAUAUGACUCCCACUUGGAACAUGGAACCAAGCCAUAUCAACAGCAUCAGGUAUGCAGGAGGGUCAGGUCUCUGCUGAGACUGGGCAAAGACUGGAGCAGCCACUUUGAAAAGGGAAACACCCACAUGACCUGGGUGCCAAAUCUCAGCUGUAUCUGCAUGAGGAUUAUUCUACUACAAUUAAUGAUAAACCUUUUAUACUUAAUUUGAUUAAAAAAUGUCAUUGUUAUGAACUAGCAGCAACUUAACCAGGAAUGAAAAUGUGCAUUAAACAGUUGUUACAGGAGGUUCUUGCAGCCUAGCUAAGUUGGGCAACCUGAAAGAACCUUCAAAAAUCAAAACAGAUUUCCAUAUUAGGUGUUGCUUACACCAUUCUAACUGGAUAUUCAUCUGCUAUAAUUACCAUUUUAUUUAUAUAUACUUUUGUUCUUAACACUUUUAUUUUGAGAAUGACCUAAAUGUGUAUUCCUAAAAGUUCUGCAUAGUUAUGAAUCAACAUGGCUGUGUUGAUGCAAUAAACUUUGGAUCCUUUAGUUUGUAAUUGUUGUACCAUGCAAUGCAACCUUGAUAUCUGGGUAUCAUAAAGAAAACCAUUCCAGUGAGAAACAUGGCUGUUCUUGUAAUCUUAAUUUUAUUUUAAUCGUAAUCUACACAUACCUGGGGAUUCUUUCAAGACUCUUCAGAAUGGUGCUGUAUGGCCUGUAUGUACUUGUUGAACAUCCUAUUCCAAAGGCAUAGCAUUAAUAUGGAGUUGGUCCCCCAAUUGCCACUACAACAGCCUUUACACUUCUGGGAAGUAUUUCCUCUAGAUUUUUGGAAUGUUGCUUGGGGAUUUGUGCCCAUUAAUUCACAAGAGCAUUAGUGAGGUUGGGCACAGAUGUUGGGCAAGGAGGCCUGAUGUGGAGUCAGCAUUCCAGUUGAUCCCAAAGUUAUUCAGGUUAUUAUAAAGGUUUUCAGUUAUUCAGUUAUUUUAAAGGCUUUAGCUUUUCCAUGUAGGCACAUGGAAGGGCAUGGAGGUCCCAGAAGAGAUACAACUUGUUGCAGAUAUUGCAAUGUAAAUAAUAUUCCUUGAUGAAAGUGGUUCUGACAGAAAUGCAAGUUAAAACCAUAUCUAAACAAUAUCCAGAAACACUGCCACCUUCUCUGGGCCCGAGCUAUUUUACAAUGGACUGAGGUGAAGUGGAAAAUUGUUCCGAGGUCUGACAAAUCAAAAGUAGAAAUUAUUUUUAGAACUCAUGAAUGCCACAUCCUCCAGGCUAAAGAGGAGAGGGAACAGCCAACUUAUCAGUGCACAGUUCAAAAGCCAGCAUCUGUGAUGGUAUGAGGGUGCAUUAGUGCACAUGACAUUGGCAGCUUGUGCAUUUGGGAAGGCAUCAUUAAUGCUGAAUGAUAUAUACAUGUUUCAGAGCAAUAUGUUGCCCUCCAGACAAUUUUUUUUUUCUGGACAAAGACAAUGCCAAACCGCUUUCUGCACAUAAUAAAACUGCAUGGCUCUGUAAUAAAAGAGUCUGGGUGCUAAACUGGCCUGCCUGCAGUCCAGAUCUGUCUCCCAUUUAAAAGAUUUGGUGCAUUAUUAAGUGCAAAAUACAACUAAGGAGACCCUGAACUGUUGAGCAACUGAAAUUGGAUUUCAGGCAAGAAUGGGACAACAUUUCUCUUUGAAAACUACAGUAAUUGGUCUCUUCAGUUCCCAAAUGUUUACAAUGUGUUGUUAAAAGGAGAGUUGAUGCAACACAGUGGUAAACGUGCCCCUGUCCCUACUUUUUUGAAAUGUGUUGCUGACCUUAAAUUCAAAAUGAGCAUAUAUUUUUCAAAAAACAACAAAAUGUCUCAGUUUCAACAUUUGAUAUGUUGCCUUACUAUUUUCAAUGAAAUAUAGGGUUUCCAUGAUUUGCAAAUUAUUGCAUUCUGUAUUUAUUUACAGUUUACACAGUGUCCCAACAUUUUUGGAAUUGGGGUUGUAUUUUUGACCACAUGAAUGAAGUGAAUCUUGCAAUUCAAGGCCCUGCAGUCACCAUAAUGGACGCUUCAGAAAGACUGCAAGCUUUUCUGGCCAAGCUACCAUUGUGGAAGAGGAGGUUGGAGGCAGAUAGCUAUGCAUACUUUCCAAUGUUAGAGGAAGUGCUUCUGCAGGAUGGAAUAAAGAAUAACAAAGCCCUGUCAAUUUCUCUGCAGUCAGAAUUCUGUAGACAUCUGGAUACUCUGCAGAAUUCUUUCAAAGGUUACUUCUGCUCAGGUGACAACGUUGAAACAUGGAUUUGUAAUCCUUUCCUUGCCGACAUAGACUGUAUCAGUGAUGAAGACCUUGCCAAAUAUGACCUCAGUGACCUGAGGACAAAGGAAAUGUUAUGAAAUAAAUUCCACUUGAGAAUUCUGGUGUACAUUGACACAAGCCUACCUUCAUCUGGUAAGGCGAGUUAUGGUCGCUUUGAUUCCGUUUGCUACUACAUACCUUUGUGAGUCAGGAUUUUCAGCACUUGUUUCUAUCAAAAUAAAAAGUCAAACUCAAUUGGAUGUCAAAGAUGAUGUGCAUUACCUUGUCAAAGAUCACUCCAUGGUUUCAUCUUGUUAUUCAAGCCAAACAACAACCACCUUAUCAUUCAAAUGGAGUUUUGCGCAGAAUUAACAUUUUGUUUUGUUUAAUUUGCACAGUAUGAUUGUAUUUUAUUUUUGUACGAAGUGGCUGUCAAUUUUUGCAUUUAAAAGAGUACGAUUUUUUUUGUUUACUUUAUUCAUACUUUGUGUAUGUCAUACACUGUAUAAGGCAAUCAAUUUUCAAUUAAAAAAGUACAUUCAUUGCAUGCAAUGUUGUGUUUGUGUUUAUGUGCAUUUUUCUCGGGAGG
Molecule: messenger RNA, 3892 nt
Organism: Neoarius graeffei (lesser salmon catfish)
Lineage: Eukaryota; Metazoa; Chordata; Actinopteri; Siluriformes; Ariidae
Gene: susd3
Product: sushi domain-containing protein 3
Exons: 5
Coding region: 243-848 (201 amino acids)
Cellular component (GO): plasma membrane
Source: RefSeq, a predicted model, not a curated record